Cyprinodon variegatus (sheepshead minnow) is the source of this 5659-nucleotide messenger RNA. RefSeq names its product sphingosine kinase 1-like. The record is from RefSeq and is a predicted model, not a curated record. Bases 30 to 1718 code for a protein of 562 amino acids. Gene Ontology annotation, cellular component: membrane; intracellular membrane-bounded organelle; cytoplasm. Gene Ontology annotation, biological process: sphingosine biosynthetic process; negative regulation of apoptotic process; cellular response to growth factor stimulus. The transcript is spliced from 5 exons. Lineage: Eukaryota; Metazoa; Chordata; Actinopteri; Cyprinodontiformes; Cyprinodontidae.
UCCGGAACGCGUCUCUCUCUCCGUCCGGGAUGGAGAAAGACGCCUCACCGCCGGACCCAUCCCGGCAGAGGAACGGCUUCUCCGGCGUGUUGUACGGAGAGUUCAGCGACACCCUGAAUUACGGGGUCCGCUACUCGGUGAGCCUGACGGAGAGCGCCCUGACCAUCCAGAGGAUCUCCUCCUCGCCCGACCGGACCAAGGUGGUGUUCAACUUGAGCGACUGCAUCGGCUGCCGGGCAUACAGAGGGCCGGACAGCGCGGACAUCGGCGCCUACUUCACGGCUUAUUUCUACCCAUUCAAGAGGCGCUGGAUGAGCGCCGGGGUGGCCCGCCAGAGAGUGGAGCAGUGCUUUCGGGUUGCGCUGGUCCAGGAGCCGCUGGUCAACCUGCAGGAGGCUGAGAGGUGGGCUCAUGCCAUCAGGGACGCCUCUCUGAUGCAGGCGCCUCGGAGAGAAGGUGUGAUCUAUACAGAGCUGAGGAGACCUUGCAGAACCAUGAUCCUGGUGAACCCCCAGAGCGGACGUGGGCAGGCUCUCCAGCUGUUCACCGGCCACAUACAGGCCAUGCUCACAGAGGCAUCCAUCCCAUACACCCUUGUCAUCACAGAGCACCAGAACCACGCAAGAGAGCUGGUGAGGAAGGCUGACCUGUCGCAGUGGGACGCACUGGUUAUCAUGUCUGGUGACGGGCUGCUGUUUGAGGUGAUAAAUGGUUUGAUGGAGCGUGAAGAUUGGCAGCAAGCCAUCCAGACUCCUUUAGGUAUCCUACCAGGUGGCUCUGGCAAUGCCCUGGCCGCGUCCGUCCACCACUACUCGCAAUCGCCUCCAGCCUGGAACGAGGAGCUGCUCCUGAGCUGUGGAUUCAUGCUGUGCAAAGGUCUAGUUAGCUCCCUUGACUUGGUGUCCGUCCAUUUGGCCUCCAGACAGCGUCUGUUCUCCUUCCUCUCCUUGGCUUGGGGCUUCGUGGCAGAUGUAGAUAUCGAGAGCGAGAAGUAUCGUCAUGUGGGAGCUAUCCGCUUCCUGAUGGGCACCCUGGUGCGUCUGGCCUCCCUCAGAGUAUAUCAGGGCAGGUUGGCGUACUUACCUGCUAAAGAAACCCUGAAACCUCCAAAAGGGAGUGGGAAGGACCCUCCGUCCACCCCUAAAAAGCCCUCUCUCUGUUCAUCCCUACCUUGUCACCUCCUUCCAAAUGCUUCGCCAAAGAAGAGCUCUCUCAAAAAUUGCAUUGAUACGAACCUAAACCAAAACUCCAUCACCAAAUCCUCCAAUGUCAUCACCAACACCAUUCUUGAGCCACACAGAAACAACAAAACUGCAUCGCCUGUAGAUUCUCUCCUCCCCAGCCUAGACCAGCCGGUCCCUGACAACUGGACCGUGGUCAAUGAAGAGGACUUUGUUUUGGUGUUGGCUAUUUACCAGUCCCACCUGGCUGAGGACCUGUGGACGGUUCCUGGAGCGAUGGCAGACGAUGGUCUGAUUCAUCUGUUUUAUGUGACCGCAGGAAUAUCCCGGCCUGCCCUCUUGCGUCUCUUCCUCGCCAUGGAGAAAGGUUCCCACUUAGCGUGCGGUUGCCCCUACCUUGUGUAUGAAAAAGUGAGGGCCCUGAGAUUAGAGCCCAUUUCACAACAGGGCAUGAUCACCGUCGAUGGAGAGGUGGUGGAAUACGGCCCUAUUCAGGCUCAGGUCCACCCCGGAAUGGCUAAACUUAUAUGCGGAUGAACUUGUGCUUUACUCUAUAGUUCUAGUUUGGCCUUUUAAUCUUAGUAUCAGAUUUUUUUUACGUAUGCUGUCUUCUCAAAAGUGCCAAAGACAAAGUAUCAGCCUUUGGAAAUUCCUUUAUUUUUCUACAGAGACAACUUGUCCUAUUUUUAUGGACUUCCUAGUCCCAUGUCCUUCUCUCUCAGUGUUUAGAUUCAGGGUCAAAGCCAAGGAGGAUUGCUCUUACUUCCGGCUGUUUCAGGCUUAGGGAAAUGAGAAGAGAAUGUGUGUCUAUGUGCAUACAAAAAGCCUGAUCUUUAUGCAUUUUUGUGCAUUCUUAACUUUGUGUAUAUGUGAGACGCUGCAUGAGGGGCUUCAGCAGUACAGUGGCAACAUAGGGCAGUCUGUGUGUCGGAUCUCAUAAGCAUGACACAUGAAGAGAAGCAUGUUUUUUCUUUCCUGGGAGACUUCUGGAGAAACUCGCCUUUUGGUUGAACCACUGUAUCACUACAGGCAAUCAAUCCCCCACCCCCUGACGGGCCGCCACCCCGAUAACACAGCCUGCACAUCAGCUUAGAAAAAAAACACAGAAGAUAGAAAUCCUCAGAGGAUUUAGCCUUGACAGAUUUUUAAUCUCUCCAUAGUUUACAUGAAGAAAAAAAACAACUUAACUUCAGAUUUGCUCAUGUUAGAGCCCCAGCCUUACCUUCCUAUAUGACAGACAUCGUUUUACCAGCUUACACUACACCUUCACCUCUCUUAUCCAUUUCCUGUACCCUGUUUCAUCUCUAACCAUCAUUAACCCAUAGGAAUUGCCUCCACUCAUACACUUUCUUUCCCCCUUCCCCCCCACCUCUUCCUAUGCUCAGAUCCUCACAUACACACACAUUCCCUCACAUCUCUGCAGCACUUAGCGAGGGGGAGGGGCGCGAUCCACUACUGUGCAAAUGAUCCCCUCUCUUGCCAUCUUAAGAUUGUACUCUUGCUCCUCUGCAAUGGUUAAAGGACCCUAAGCACCUAAUGUGUCUUUAAUAUUCGGGUUUACAUCAGUUAAAGUACGCUAAAUAGAAAGUCCUUUUUCUCUUAAUUACGUGAAACCUCUUAGUUGAGAUUUCAAACUCAUAUUAGGCUGGUUAAAGCACACUCGACUGGAUAAAGUGCAGAUUUAGGCGAGCCCUGUUAGAGCUGCAUAUAGAGAGAGAUGUGUGUUAUAUAGAUACUAAAGGGAGGCAGGUGGUUUGCUCUUCAGUGUGGCCUCCUCUGUACAUGUUGGUGCCGUGGAUCAAUUAGUGCGCUGGAGCAGAGGAGAGUGCAAAUGUUAGCAUUAUCAUCAGGACACAACACAUGCACACUGCAAGUUAACCUGGAGCUGCAGCACCACUGUGCAGCUGAGGUGUGUCAUAACCAUUUUAGCAGGUUUUCCCUUAACUGUACAACAAUUUAUGUCCUGAAAUUUUACAAUAAUAAUAAUGUAAUUGAAAGUUUAUAGAUCUCACACUGAAGAAAUUUACCUUUGAAUUUACCCCAUCCCCUUGGGGAGCAGUGGGCUGCCAUUGUGUGGCGCUCAGGGAGCAGUGUGGGGUUAAGGGUCUUGCUCAGGGACCCAGGGUGCAGGCGAUUGAAACGGGUACUGUUCAUUAAGCAACCAAAGUGCUGAUAUCUAACAUUUUUUAGGUAAACUAUCAUUGAGAGUGAAAAUAGCAGAUGCUUUGAGCUUUUAGGACACCUAAUAUUUAGCUGUGUUCUUCUGUAUCUGGUGAAGGACCUCCUAGCGACCAGAUUCUACCGGAUAGAGCAAAAAAACGAUGAUGAAUAAAUCCUCUCAAGGGACUGUCAAACGUUAUUUGGUAUUCGUGGCGAGCCAGCUGGAGAUGUCAAUUAAAUUCUUGCAAACUGCUGUGUGUGCUUAUGCAAUAAGGUAUAAAUUUGCCUCAAACUCUUUUGCUUCUGUCGCAUUAUAACCACAAUGUGUAGAAGUGUUAGAAAGAAGUUUGAUGUUAUAAAGAGGAUAGAAAACGAUACAGCUUUCAAUUCAUGUGGAAAGAUUUGUAUUUUUUUAAUUUACAUGUGAGUUCUGCAAACCUGAAUAUCAGUAAUUAUUUAAGAAUUCCAGAAAAACAUUUAAAAGAUCCCAACUCGCCUCAGUCAUCUGGAGAAAGGUUAACUUUUAAUCCAAUUUCUCGAAUUUUAGCAGAACUGAGCAUAAGGGUGCUUUAAACAGGAUCCAACGAACAUUUUUGCCUUUAUUUAUAUACUCCUUAACACCGUUUUUUUUUCUUCUUUUUUUUUUUUUUUGUUUUACGAUAAAAAGACUCUAAACAUAACAUCUCAUGUUUAUUUCAUAGUAUUAUACUUUUCAUCUUUUUGUUCAGCUAUUGUCACGCUCAUCACACUUCCAGACAUGCUAUUUCUGUUUCAGGCAUUUGUAGGUUAAAGCAUGAGGAAAUCAUAUGUUUUUUGUCGAUCAACUCUUAAAGUUUGUAUGAGGUACUGCAGGUUUAAAAAGUAGGAGUUUAUGGGGAUCAGAGGCGGAUUAUUCACAGCCCAAAUGAGAUAAUGUCUUCAUUUUCACCUCAUUUUAAAGCUUACUUUAGAUUAGGUCAGUGGAUCCUCUUCCACAGCUUUUGCAUAAUGUCAGAUUUUAUGUUGAUUAUUAUUUAUGAUUGAUAUUUGAUUAGCUGUUACGCAAAUGCUAUAACAGCGGUACGCAUGUGGGAUUUUUUUUACAUGUCCAUAGUGAUCAAAUUAUGUAUUUUACAGUGUUAAUUAGAGCUAUGCUAAAUACUUUAUUUACCAAAGCUGGCUGAGGUGUGGUAAAUAAGCUGUAGUGUGGUGGGAAAAUUCAAUUACUCUAUUUAGAGAAGGUGGCACUCUAGACAAAACCCCUCUAAAGAGUAUUUGCCAACAAAUUUCUGUUAACUAGCUUUUAAUAAAAAAAAAAAAUGUGGAUAUUUAGGAAAACGUUUUACUUCUAAAAUCUCUAUUAGCCAGCCUGAGCAGUAAAUGCAAUUGUUUUAAUGGACAUGUUUCCAAAUUGAACUUAGUUUUUCAAAGGAAAAAUAAUCCCUUGUCUCUAGGCAACUCCAUAAAGUCUGUAAUGUCGUUAUAUGUCCCUAUUCCAUGACUCAAUUUUACAUUCCAAAGUCUUUACUAAUACUUCACAAAAGUCAUGGUCAUGCAACCCAUGCCCAAUAUACGACACGCUCCAUCAUUAUUCUGUUAGUUACCAGUCUCCUAGGAAUGCAUGUCCUGUCCUAUCCUGUCCUGUACUGACCUGAAAUUCCAGCUUGAUCUAAGUAUCUGAUGUAUGAAGUCAAGAUGAGCUAUGCAAAUGCCUUGUCAUGGUUGCAGAUAUUUGAAGUAAGACUUCCCCCUGCUGGCCCAUGGGAAAACAUAAAGCGACGGCUUUAUUUUGAAUUUUCUCUUCUGUUACACAUUGUCUCCUCAUCCUGCCACCUGUUCCCUUCUUUUUUUAUUCUUAAAAAUUAGCAUAAGCUCAAAUAGUAAAGACUUGAAAUUGUUCAUGUUUAAUUGCAUCCAGCUUAUUGUAUUGUAAACAAAUUACUUGAUUCUUGCAAGUACCGUAAUAAAGAAGGGUAAUGGCAUAGGACUACUGUUAAUUUAUGGUUCAAAACUGUUCAGUUACUCCACUGACUGUUGUUAGUUUUUAUACACAUUUUUGAUACCCUUAUUUGAUUUUUUUAAAGACUGGAGGGAAAAAACUCUUUUUUUUUUAUUAAACUGUAAAAACAAAAUGUCAUAUCUUACUAUUGUAGUCAUUGCUAGUCAGAGAUUUGCUGUAAAAAUGCAGAAAGGGGACAAACAUUUUUCUUAUUUAUUGCUUUUAAUGUGCAGAUAGAAGCUUGUGCUUAGAAUAUUACAUUGAUGGUUUCGUGGAAUCAGUCUUGGUGUGUGUUAUACUGUUUUGUAAAUUGCGUGCCACUUUUUUGCAGCUUUUUUUU